AUGAAAUAUAGCCUGCCAUUAGAGAGUUUAGUGUUCCGGAAGUCGCAGCAGCUGCAUCAAUUGGGCGCCAUUUCUUUCUAUAUCUGCCGACCGCUUGCCUCGGUGGAGCUACUGCUGCUUGGACGGUUGUUGGUUGGCCUCGCUGGCGGCCUGGUGACGGCCUGUAUGAACUUGUAUCACAGUGAGCUGGCUGCACUACAGCAGCGCAGCAAAUUGUCGCCGUUCUGCCCCUUGGGCUUAGUGUUGGGCGUGGUGGUGGCCCAAAUCUGUAGUCUUCAAUCGGUGCUGGGCAGUGAGCAGCAUUGGCACAUUGCGCUGGCCUUCUUUGGCAUCUUUGUGGUGAUCUCUUAUGCUCCCUUCAAAUGAUAUUUAAAGGCACGCAAAGAAGCGGCGGCAAGGCAACUGCAACUCUUGCGCGGCUAUGCGGCAGACAGCGAGGCGUUGCGUGCCGAACUGGAGGACAUAGAGAAUGAGGCGAACGUGCAGAGCACUCCGAGCACCUUUAUUCAGGUGCUGCGCAAUCCGAAACUGCGAAUGCCUUUGAUCAUUGUCUGCGCAUAUUUGGGCGGGCAGCAGCUAUCGGGCAUAAAUGCGAUCUUUUACUAUUCGGUGUCCAUAUUUCGCCGGACGGGACUUACUGCACAGGCGGCGGAGUGGACCAAUCUGAGCGCUGGCUGCACAAAUCUGGCCACCGCGCUGCUGGGACCCAUUUUGAUGGAGCACUUUAAUCGCCGACCUCUGAUGCUCUUCUCCACCCUCUUCAGCUGCAUUUUCCUCUUUCUGUUUGCCAUUUUGCUGCAGCUUAUUGUGAGUUGUGUGUGGGUUGGGUUUUAAGCUGGUUUGUUAUGUUGCAUUGCCUGCAUAUUUUUGUACCUUGUUGUCUUCUAAAUUGUUCUCGGACAGCUGCCUUUCUUCAUUAGUGCAGAUCUCUUUGAGGUUGCACCACGUUCCGCUGCAAUGUCCGUGGGCAGCGUUGUCUAUUGGUUGUGCAAUCUGACCAUUGGCAUGGCCUUUCCCAGUUAGCAGAAUGCAUGGGGUGCUUUAGUGUUUCUGCCGUGCUCGUUGAUUUGCCUGCUGCUGUUUGGGCUGACGAAACGCUACUUGCCGGAGACCCGUAGUCGAGAUCCAUCCGAGGUGGCGCCGCUGGUUGCCAACGGCUUUAAAUCAAAACGGCUCAGACAAUGAUUAAGUUUAGUUAUGCUGCUGCAACAGCUCUAAUAAAUUUCGAUAGGAUUAGCGCUUCACUUAGAUUAAAAAGUCGACAAACAAUUGCU
This is a messenger RNA of Drosophila grimshawi, 1274 nucleotides long. Its product is annotated as solute carrier family 2, facilitated glucose transporter member 4-like. NCBI's taxonomy places the organism in Eukaryota, Metazoa, Arthropoda, Insecta, Diptera, Drosophilidae. Gene Ontology annotation, cellular component: membrane. Gene Ontology annotation, biological process: monosaccharide transmembrane transport. The record is from RefSeq and is a predicted model, not a curated record. Gene Ontology annotation, molecular function: hexose transmembrane transporter activity.